Melanotaenia boesemani (Boeseman's rainbowfish) is the source of this 4394-nucleotide messenger RNA. Its product is annotated as synaptopodin 2-like protein. Gene Ontology annotation, biological process: positive regulation of actin filament bundle assembly. NCBI's taxonomy places the organism in Eukaryota, Metazoa, Chordata, Actinopteri, Atheriniformes, Melanotaeniidae. The coding region runs from base 1 to 3579 and encodes 1192 amino acids. Gene Ontology annotation, molecular function: actin binding. Gene Ontology annotation, cellular component: nucleus; actin cytoskeleton; Z disc. The transcript is spliced from 5 exons. The record is from RefSeq and is a predicted model, not a curated record.
AUGGUUGCAGAUGAGAUUGUGGUCUCACUCUCUGGAGGAGCCCCAUGGGGUUUCAGACUACAGGGAGGAGCAGAGCAGCAAAAACCUCUACAGGUGGCAAAGGUACGCAGGCGCAGCAAAGCAUGCCGAGCUGGACUCAAGGAGCAAGACGAGCUGGUUGCCAUCGGUGACCACAUGUGUGCAGAACUCAGUCAUGCUCAGGCCAUGAGCCUCAUAGAUACAGAGAACGCUACACUGAAUCUGAGAAUUAAAAGGGUCCCCUCAGGGUUCCACUGCUCAAAUUACUCAAAUCGCUCUGUUUCACCUCGAUCCUCCAUGAGGGUCUUGUCUCCUCCUGCAACUCCCUCAAACUACCACAGUGACUCCCUCCUCUCACCCACUGAGUUACCCAGGGGCGUUACUUCCCCCCCAGACAGUGAGGCUUACUAUGGAGAAACAGACAGCGAUGCAGACACACAUUCUCACACACACCAGCGACGCCAACGACGCACACCUCCUCAUGCACGCUCACCUGCACGCUAUGACAACCAAGAAGAGGAGACCUCAGAGAUGAGUGGUUAUGAGAGUGCAACAGAUGCAGGAGUUACCCUGCAGGGGCAAUGGGAUGCUCAGUGUCUUGCUGGUGUCCCUCGCAGAGAGCUCAUUUACCUGCCCCUCCAUACAGAAUGGACCACUCCUGCACACACGCCACACACCCUGACCCCUCAUACACUCACCCCAACCCCUGAUCAGAGGAACGUGGAUGCAGAGGGAGAAGGGGAUAGCGGUUUUCAGGAGGCAGGAGGCUGCACUGCGCUGGCCUGCCCACCUUUAGUGUCCCCAGAACGGGCUAAAGAAGUUCUGAGGCUGAGCUCUGGUAGUCACCUGGUCCCCAUGGUGGGACUUCAGCAGGCCCCAGUAAGCGAUGAACUUUCCACCACCUACAUGGAUAAAGCUCGACAAGCCAAGUUGCAGCGUGGAGAGAGUGUGGUGGAGAAACAGGUGAAGGAAGCUCGCACCAAAUGCCGCUCUAUUGCAUCUUUGCUGACUGAUGCUCCCAACCCCAACUCAAAAGGGGUUCUUAUGUUCAAGAAGCGCCGGCAAAGAGCCAAGAAGUACACGCUGACCUGCUUCGGCAAAGCUGAAGGAAAUCAAGGUGGGGAGACAGAGGGAGAGACAGAGGAGGAAGGAGGAAGUUCCAUCCUUAGUGGAUCAGAAGUUGAUGAAGAGGGAUUCUCAACCUCUUUUGACCCUACGUGGGACUCUGGUUAUCUUGACCUGCUGGAUAGGAGAAGCUCCGCUUGCCCAUCAACCACACCAACAACUCCAACAACACCGACAACUAAUCACAGAACAGACCUGGACAUCUCAGCAUAUCAAACUUCACAACAAGUGACUUCUGACUAUCAAAGCCCAGGGUUGGAGGUCUCAGAGUUGGAGAGCUCAGUCAAUCACAGCUCAAAGCUGGAGAGUAGCAUCACAAAGCAGCCAAUCAUUAACCACUCUGCACACAUGUCUCCUCCAGCAGUGGCGUUGGCCAAUGGAGGGCCAGUAACUGUCAGUCGAGCCAGUGUUGUUCUGAGCCCACCCUCACAAACCCCCCUUCGAAGUCAAAAUGGGCACCAUGGCAACCCUAAUUCAACAUCUAACCCCGAGUUUAGUCCAAACAACAGCACAGACUCACACAGUAACACCAGCUUCAAUCCUAACCCCAGUGUACUUAAUCGAACUGCUCGUCCCUUCACCCCUGGCUCAACCCCUUCUCGUGCAUCUGUAACCUCUGUAAUGUUUCGCCCUCCCCAACCCAAGCCCACAGCCAUAACUAUGGCAACCAAACCUGCGGCAGCAGUAUCCAUGGUGACCAUCCAGCCUACUCAUCAUCAAGCAGGGGCAGAUGCAAGAAGAGCGGUGUCUAGCACCUCUUUGUAUAUCCCUCCAAGAAAUAACAACAGUAACUCUCCUCCAUCAGCUCUUUCACCUCCCUCCUCUGUGUCUUCUAUCCCUUUCUCUCAGCCUCCUACAAAUCUACAAAUUCCCGCUUCUCCUUCAACCCCACUCUCACAGUCUGCAGUUCAAGGUUCUCUGGCAUCAUCUGCUAAACCCUUCUCACCUCUACCUUCACUGCCAUACCUCUCCACUCUUUCUCCUACACCUCCACAUCCCUCGACCUGCAUUUCAGCUUCUCCCAUUUCCACUCCAUGUCCCCCUCCUGAUUUAACUCAGGUUCCCUUCCCUACUCCUACUCCCAUCCACCCCUCUACAUUUCCAUCUAUCCACCCUUACAACGUGACAGGCGGAGCAACUCCUGCUUCCCCUCCCCAGGCUCCAGCCACUGACUCAGUGGUGACACGUGAGCAACGCAUCUCUGUUCCAGCUGCUCGCACUGGUAUCCUGAGCGAUGCUCGUCGUCGUACCAACAAAAAGCCGUUGUUCAGUGCACUCAAGAGCAAAGAUGUUUCUCCAAACCCUGACUUACUAUCGAUAAUUCAGAAUAUGGAUGACCAUUUUGGGAGAACCCCAGGUGCAGAGACUGGAGCUGCACCCAGUGGGGAGGCUGGGCAUGAAUCAGGCCCGGAAGAGGACUGGUUAAGGCUUGGGGCAGAGGCCUGUAACUUUAUGCAGGCUCAGCGAGGACCCAGGCCACCCCCUGUGGCUCCCAAACCACAGACCCCAAAGGUGCCACAACUUGAGGGAAAGGGUGGUCAGCUGUUUGCUCGCAGACAGAACAGGAUGGACUGGUAUGUUGUAGAGCGAUCUCCAUCUGUUGCUGCAGUUCCUUACUCUCCUGCUCAGAUAAGGGAGCCCUCACCUACUCCUUCACUUCCAUCCACCUGGAAAUACUCAUCCAACAUCCGUGCUCCACCUCCCAUCAAUUAUAACCCUCUUGUUUCUCCCUCCUGCCCUCCAAAGGCCCAGAAGAAACCUGAGGUGACAAAGUCUGGGACAGCUGGAUCCAAAGGGCAGAGAACAAGCAUCAAGGCUGUGGAUAUUAUGAGCCACCAGCCAUACCAGCUCAGCUCUUCCCUGUUUAGUUAUGGAGGGGGUGUUCCCCAGGAAACCUCCAGCCAUCAGCAACAGAGAGGAAUGACGAGUGGUCCUCAGAAGACUGCACGAGUGUAUGAGGUAAAGCGCUUCUCCACACCCCCUCCGACAGCCACAGGGCCCGCCCUCAAGGUUAUUGUACCUCGAUCAGCAACAACACUCGGAGAACCACUAAGGUGCUCUAAUGCCAUGUCUCCUCCACCCACUGCUGGUUCCACCCCCUACCAACAGCAUCAGUCUCCACCCCAGGCUUACCAACCUCAGUGGGCCACCUCUCCUCUGUCUCCCCCAAUGCCUCCUGCCCCAACAGCUCCACUCCCUCAGCUCCCCAACUUCUCCUCUGCUCCUGCUCCAAAUCCAGUUCAGCUUCCUACUUUUUCCCACCUUCAGCCCUCAGUCCCUCCACAGGCCAGCAAGCAGUUUAAAAGUGCCCCAGAUAUAAGUCCCAUAGGCCCCACUGGUGCUUCUCAACCCACCAGGGUCCCCAGGCCAAGGUUCAGCACUUCCAAUCUUGGUCUUCAACCUUGUGUGUGGCGCCCUGGAUCCACUACGCACUGAAAAGAUCCUCAUCUGGACUUGACAAACCAAGACUCUGUGGGAACACGGAGCAGCAUUUUUUUAAAAAAAAACACAUUAAUAUAUUCUUGGCUUUUUAACAUUAUUAUUCCAGGUUGCAGCGAGAGAUUUCAUCAGCCACAUGUUUUAUCACAAAAUAUGUUUGGAUUGGCCUCACAUGUAGCACAUUUGAAUAUUUAAUCUCAUUUACUCUUUUAUCCAAUUCAUUUGGUUAAACAAUGAAUAAAACAGAGCAUUGUUUGAAGAUAUGAAUUCAGAGUGAAAACCUGAGAAAUGUGUAAGAAACAAAAAUCAGCUAGACUGACAGAACGGAAAGAGCUGGUUGGGAAAACUGAAAAAAGUUCUGUAAAUAUUGCCCUGAAUGAUGAAGUUUAAACACAAAAAGAGGAAUUUUGGAAGUGUUAUGAUAAGAGUGCAGUGAAUGAGAUGGGAAAGAGGAUGGGGAAAAAGAACAGGUUGGAAGAAGUAAAAAAAAAAAAUGUCUGACACGAGUGAAAGGUGAAGAUUUGACCUUUAACUUUAUUAUCUGUAACAAUCUAUCUGUUGCUAUCUGGCAAUGGCAUAUUUUAAAAGUUGUUUUAUGAACAAUAAUGGGAUGUUAUAGAUAUUCUUAGGAUUUGUGUUUGAUGACUGAAUUAUAAGCAUGUGCCUUGUUUUCUGAGUUUUUUCUGAGGGAAAAGCUUUUUUGGACUUGAUUUCUCAUCUGUUGAUAGGAAACAAGACAAGAAUAACACGUCUGUUUAGCUGUGAUUCUUUUCUGCAGCGACAUGCGGCUGAAUAAAAAUAGACAUGACUCA